UUGUUUUUGUUUUUUUGCAUUUUUUAAAUUCUCAUUCUUGUCAGCAGCUCUUCGCGAGUUUUUAUGACGUAAUUCAUUCAAUUAGAACGUUGGUAUUGCAGUAUAUAAAGGCCUAAAAAUCACUUGCUCAUUUUGUUGGUUGAAGUUUCGGAGUAGCUAUCUAAUGGUAAAGUCACAAACGGUUUUAUCGUGAGACAGCUAAAUUGAUUACUAAAAGAGCUAGAUAUGGAGUCUGUAUACGAACCCUGUGUACUUCUAAAAUACACCACCAACAUGGCAGAGAACCAUCCUCAUCAGCUUGAUGAGACGCCUGUUGGUCCGGGUGAGACUGAUGCUGGGAGAAAGGAGAAAAAGACAAAGAAGUGCUUCUGGAGGUGGCCUUUUGGGCCUGGUGAGACUGUUGGACAGAGAAAGGAGGCGAAGAUAGAGGAGAAAAAGAAGAAUGUCUGGAAGUGGCCCACUCUCUGCUUUCCUCGCCACAGAACUGCAAAAUAUGACCUGGUUAAGGCUGAGAAGGAGUUCAAGUGUGUGGCGGGAACAUAUCAGAGACAUGAUGACAAUGCUCCAACUUCAGAAGUCCCUCCUGCUGCUGAGGAACAGCCAGAGCUGGACGUCCCGGGCAAGGGCCACAUUUUGAGGCAUUAUAAAAUUGGUCCCAAGCUGGGUGCAGGCGGAUUUGGCUUGGUGUAUGCAGGAACUCGCCAUGAGGAUGGACUCAAGGUGGCUGUGAAAUUUUCAGUGAAGGCACCAAACAUGCCAUACAUCACAGCGCCCGGUCAUCCCAAACGCCUCCCGUUGGAGAUUGGCUUGACACUGAUGGCCAAUAAGGGCCCCAGCGCUCCUCAAAUAAUUAAACUGCUGGACUGGCAAGAAGAGACAGACCACUACAUCAUGGUCAUGGAGCGGCCCUUGCCUUGCAUGGAUUUGCUUAGUUUCAUGGAGCUACACGGAGGAACCCUCGAUGAGGGCACGGCACGACAUGUUAUGCGGCAGGUCAUUCGUGCCGCUAAAGUUUGCUGUGACAACGGUGUCUUCCAUCGGGACAUCAAACCGGAGAACCUCCUGGUGAACCAGGACACCAUGGAGGUGAAACUGAUUGACUUCGGUUGCGGUGCCCUCAUGAAAAAAUCGUCUUUCAAAGUCCUCUGUGGCACAAGACAGUUUUUUCCUCCAGAGUACAAGUUCAACGGCAAAUACCAUGCAAAGCCCAUAACAGUGUGGUCCCUCGGGAUUAUCCUGUUUGAAAUGGUGUGCGGGGAUUUUCCCACAGCGGAUGACCUGUACUUGACCUCUGCCAACAUCUGGACCGGUCCAGGCCUGUCACAAGAAUGCUGCGAGCUGAUUUGUGAUUGUCUGCAGCCUAAGCCAAAGAAGAGGCUCACUCUGGAGAAGAUGCAUCUCCAUGACUGGUUUAAGACAGGGAGAACAUCAUAAAACGACUCCUGUCACGGCCACCCUUGAUUUCUGUUCUCAGUCUGCUUUGCAUCUGCUGGACCGACAUGAGUGGCCUUCCCAUCCCUCCACUCAGGCCUUAAUGUAUUGCAGGGCCACUACGUUCUUGACUUAAAGCAGCAAUAUUUGUAUCUGGCAGUAUUGCUUGCUUAGAGAUCUGUACUUAAUAGUUAUUUGUAUAUCAUUAUUAUAUUUAUAUACUUUAAAGAGUCUCAUAAAAAACUGUAAAGAAAGAAAUUUGUUAGAGAUUUUGUUAAAAGAAAAAAAAGAAAAUAAAUGUAUAAGAAAAUGUAUAAUAAA
Molecule: messenger RNA, 1752 nt
Organism: Onychostoma macrolepis
Lineage: Eukaryota; Metazoa; Chordata; Actinopteri; Cypriniformes; Cyprinidae
Product: serine/threonine-protein kinase pim-2-like
Exons: 8
Coding region: 226-1434 (402 amino acids)
Biological process (GO): negative regulation of apoptotic process; regulation of mitotic cell cycle; protein autophosphorylation
Cellular component (GO): cytoplasm
Molecular function (GO): ATP binding; protein serine/threonine kinase activity
Source: RefSeq, a predicted model, not a curated record